Messenger RNA from Dermacentor andersoni, 3835 nucleotides. RefSeq names its product cytochrome P450 1A1-like. Lineage: Eukaryota; Metazoa; Arthropoda; Arachnida; Ixodida; Ixodidae. The record is from RefSeq and is a predicted model, not a curated record. Gene Ontology annotation, molecular function: heme binding; iron ion binding; steroid 17-alpha-monooxygenase activity. Gene Ontology annotation, biological process: hormone biosynthetic process; progesterone metabolic process.
GUUUAUACUAGUAUGUAAUAAAUGGCGCCAAUACAUGCGGAGAGCCGCCACAGUUAAGGCGAGGAAGACAACAAUAUCGCCUACGCAUCAGAAUAAAAAUCUGAAAUGGUACACUAUUGCGUAAUCGUGGCCGAAGUCUUAUAUUUAUUCUGAUGCGUAGGCGAUACUGUUGCGUUCCUCGCCUUAACUGUGGCGGCUCUCCGCAUCUACUGGCGCCAUUUAUUACAUACCAGUGUAAACGUUUGUACAGAAAGUCUCGCAUGGUACCGAAAGGUCUCGAGUUGGGAGCCUGUACAAAAUCUAGAUGUUAUGAAGCUGUAUGCCCACGACUCCUUGAAAAAAUGGUCGUAUCCGUUACCACUGCUUAAAUUAUGUAGAGUCACAUAAGGACUCUACAAAAGGCUAAGGUACCAGUUUUUAAAAUAUGCAGUGUUCACAAUUCGGCACCAUGACAUGUGCAUUAGCGUUCCACUUCGAACUUCCACAUCAAAUUCUUGGCUGCAGUGUUAUGUGCCCUAGCUUGUUAUGUGAUGUUAUGUGACCUAGACAUGGCCAGACGAACGAAACACAGCAGUUCUGCAAUAAGCGGGAUAAUAUCAAAAGUCGUACGUUGUUCGCUCAUCACGAUCAAUAUUUCGCGGUUUUCGAAAAAUGCUGCCAGAAUAACAGGCGCCGACGCUGCCUAUCGCCACACGGAAGAAACGGGGGCUCAACGGAGUCCCAUUUUCUCUACCGAGAGGGCGCUAUAAGUAGUAUUUCAAGGUAUUCUGCAGGCCGAGGCAAAGUCAAAUUACUGCACCUCUCUCCACAGUGGUACCAAAUUUAGGUAUACCAUGUGGGACAGUUUAAACACUACUUUGUUGAGACAUGAUUAACUGUAAUAAACGUUUCCGGUCGUGUAUAACUUUGUUCUUUAGUGAAGUCAUAGGACGAUGCAUAGAUAUAAUUGCAAAAUCUUAUCCAUUUCGCAUCCAACGGCAUCCAAAGCUGUCUCUGGCCCACUGGUGCAACGUGCUACUCAAGCAACCGGGCAGAUGUCGGGAGGGUUGGAGUGGGAGGGUACUUUAGAAAUGUCUACCUAGUGGACAUGUCUAUUUCGUCGGCUGCUAAAGUGCUGAUUUGGUGGGGGCGCCUGUCGCCUCGUGACGUGUAACCCAGCCCAGCCAAUCAGAACUUCAGCAGCAGGCAAAAUGGACACUUACAGAUUAGCCCCUCCCCUCCCCAUAUUGCACUGUUCAGCCUGCUCCGUAAGUUCAAGUGCUCGCCUUGUGUGAGGUGGUUGCGGCAUCCAUAUAUCAGGGGAUUAUGUAAUACAUUCCGAUCCGUGUCGCUAAACAAACCAGCACUUGUUUGAGUGAAAAUGUAAUUAAUUCUAUAUGAACAGAAAGUGAACAGUUUGUAGCGGAUAUAGAGAAGUUAGCAAAAUGAUAGCUUAUUUGAUACUUAUAAUUACGAGUAGAGGACGGCUAAGUAGUAAAUUGCCAGAGGAGCAAUGAUGGCCGAAGUUGAGGAAGUCGCUGUCCUUGAAGUUCCGAGAGUGCUAGCAGGUCUUCAGAACGCUUUUGUCGGAAGGCUGUCUCCAUAAUCAAGAUCACUAUUUUCUAGUUUAGCGGCACCUUAAUAAACAAAGGGUUUCGUGUUAGCGAGCGAGAGAGUCCAAAGGUUUUACAACGAUGCCUGCUGAGCUGUUUUAAGAAGACACGAUAAAGAGUGUUUUCUCAUAGUUGCUUUUUGCCCCUUCGCACUCGCGCUAUCUCGUCGCCAUAGCUGCGUUACUUAGCCCAAACGUCGCCGUUGUGUGCUCCAGUGCCAAGCUCACUAUACUGUGGCAACGUUGGUCCUCAGCACUGAGGAGCUCGUCGAUGUCAGCCAGUGCGACAACAAACACGCCGUUUCUCUCGCCUUUCCGGUCAGCACCGUAAACGGAAGCGAGAAUGGGGUCGUGCGUCGAGAGGGAAAUAGUACGUCACGAAACUAGACGGUUGUGGAGAGAGAGAGAAGGAGUGGAGAAAAAGGGAGCGUUGCAACUGUCAGCGCGUGGCUCAAGGACGCGCGAACACGACGCAACUGCCGAGUUUGUGGCAGCGUGGCUUUUUGUUUUGACUUACGGCGGCGUGCGUUUCGGGCUUGUCGUAGCCUGAUGCGCCAGUGACACUUUAGACUCGCCGUCACAGCGUCCCUCUACACAAUACGUUGGAUCCUACUACGGACUUCUGUUUCAUUGGAGAAGCCUUAUUCAGUGCUGACCUGCGAACUGCCCACAGCUUGACACGGGACAGCGGAGCUAGCCAGCCAUGAGAGCUCUUCUAGCGGGGCUCGCCCUUCCAUCCCUCUGGGACUGGCGGUGGAUCACCACUGCGCUGGUCUUCGCAGUAUCCUACUUCGUCGGCCGUUUCUACCAACGGGUGUCCAAGUAUCCCAGGGGGCCAUUCCCUUUGCCACUGGUCGGAAACCUUCUUAGUCUUCGCAAAGUGAGCUUGCCGACCAAGGCAAGUGAAUGGUCCAAGGUGUACGGAGACGUCUUCACCCUGUGGAUGUCCCACAGGCCCAUGGUUUUUCUCAACAGCUACGGUGUCAUUCGCGAGGCAUUCCUCGACCACCGGCAUGAGUUCGCAGGGCGCUUUCCAACUAAGAUGGGUGCCGUGCAGAACCAAGGAAAUCACGAUAUCAUGUUCGAGGAUUACAACCCACGUUGGAAAGCACUUCGAAAGGUGGCCCUUCUGGCUGUGAGGAAGUACGCCGUGAGCGAGCCCCUCGAGAAGCUCUGCACGGAUGUGGUCGACUCCUACGUGGACUCCCUGAAAGAGGGCCCGCAACUUGUCGAAUCGAGGGAGCCGUUUCUACACAUCCUGUUCACCCUCAUAACAGUCUCGGUCUACGGAACAACGGUGGAGGAAGCAAAAAAGGAUGUCAAGCAUAUGGAAGAAAUCAACCGCAAGUUCUUUGAGAUCGCCCCUGAUGGAUUGCCAAGCGAUGUCGCGCCCUGGCUAGGAAUACUGUACCGGCGCAGAGAAAAAGCGAUCGAACGUAUCUUUCACGAGUCCUUCGAGUUCUUAAGCAAGUUAUUCAGCGCCGCCGAAGCCACUUAUGCACCAGGCAAAACAGAGAACUUCACUCACGCCAUGUUGUCCGCUCGUGAAGAUGCUAUACGGGAAGAAAAGGGUGACGCCGAAUACCUUACUAAGGGCAACAUGGUCCAGGUACUUGUAAACAUAUUUGGAGCUGCCACCGAUACUUCGGCCGGAGAACUUCAGUGGCUAUUUCUUAUGAUGGCUAAAGAGCCGUGGAUUCAAGAAAAGAUUAAAAAAGAAAUCGAGGACAACAUCGGAAACACCCCACCUGUCUACAAAGAUAGGGAGAAGAUGCCUUUCACCGUAGCUUGCUUGAUGGAGACGCUUCGAUGCUUCCCUGUAGCUCCCUUCGGCAUACCGCACAACACCACGACGGACACUAAGAUCGGAGAGCUGGAGAUACCAAAGGACACGGGCAUAAUAUUCAAUGCGUACGGCGUGAACCACGAUCCUAAGCUUUGGGACGAGCCAGAAAAGUUCCGGCCGGAGCGCUUCCUGGACCCCGUCGCAGGAAAGCUUCGCCGAGACCCCCUGCCUCUUGUUACAUUCGGCAUGGGGCCGAGGACGUGUCCCGGGGAGAAGCUGGCGCACAUGGACAUGUUCUACAUCCUCGUGCGGCUCUUGCAGCGGCUAAGCGUCAGUGCAGGCGAAAAGCCACCCAACGUGGACGCUUGUGGCUUCGGCUCGAACAUAUUUAUGCUGCCUGCCAAACAGACUAUCACGCUCACCAAAAGUAAUUAAACGCGCUGUGUAUAAUAUUCCAA